ACGUGGCCGCGCGGAUUGGCCUCACGCCGUUGGAGCUGGCGCAACGCGACGGGCGGGGCCAGGAAGUUUGUUCCCGAGUUCGGAGCCCAGGAGUCCCCGUGGCCGUCGCUCAGGUGCCUUCCGCCGGGUCGGGAUGGAGCUGCCUGCCGUGAACUUGAAGGUUAUUCUCCUGGUUCACUGGCUGUUAACAACCUGGGGCUGCUUGGUGUUCUCAGGCUCCUAUGCUUGGGGCAACUUCACUAUCCUGGCCCUGGGUGUGUGGGCUGUGGCCCAGCGGGACUCUAUUGAUGCCAUAGGCAUGUUCCUUGGUGGCUUGGUGGCCACCAUCUUCCUGGACAUUAUCUACAUUAGCAUCUUCUACUCAAGUGUUGCCACUGGGGACACUGGCCGCUUCAGUGCUGGCAUGGCCAUCCUCAGCUUGCUGCUGAAGCCCUUCUCUUGCUGCCUCGUCUACCACAUGCACCGUGAGCGAGGGGGUGAGCUCCCCCUCCGCCCGGAUUUCUUCGGACCGUCUCAGGAGCAUAGUGCCUACCAGACAAUUGACUCAUCAGAUUCACCUGCAGACCCCUUUGCAAGCCUGGAGAACAAGGGCCAAGCUGUCCCCCGGGGGUACUGAAGCUGUCCCUGGCCAUCCUAGUGCCCAGCAGGAUGCUUGUCACCCUCUUUACCUGGACUACAAUGGGGCACCCUCCACUACAGAGGUGGCCUGAGUCAUGUGCCCUUGGAGGUCAAGAGGCCCUUGCUUCCAGCUGAGAGGAGCCGAGUUCUAACUCUCCAGGCUGCCCUGCCCCUUUCUUCAAGACACCUGUUAACCCCUGAGCUAGAACUGUAGUUGGUUUCUUCCCUUCUUACCCUGUAACUAUAACACACUCCUGCCGAGCUAUGCCGAGUGCUCAGGGCCAGCCAGGCCUUAUAGGUCAAUGGUCAGUGCCUCUCAGGCUAUUCCAAGAUGACCCAGCCCUUCCUGGAAGCUCUGUGAGCUGUGAGCUUCUGGUCCUGCUCAGCCUGUUCUGCAUAGGAGCAAAGUUCUGUUGCUUCUCACUGCCUCAUGACUUGGCACCUGAGAACCCCAGGCCUGGAUGUGCAGUAGGUCUGCAGAGGCCCCUCUCAGAGCCCUGACAUUAAAAUUCAGGGGUUCUGUGGCUGCACUGUGUCUGAGCCAUAUUUGAGCUCCAGGCUCGGACCUGCCUGCAGUCUUGGUGCGAUUUCACCUUUGCAUCAGUUACAGGUGGAACAUGGUCUGAGCCACCCAUUGUAUCAAGCCUGGUAGAAGGAAGGGCCCCUUUGAGCCUACCUGGAGGAGCCUGGCUCCAGCCAGACACGGUGACCGAGGAAGUGCUGGUCAGUGUGGCAUGUAGACAGACAUCUGUCCUCUGAAUCUAAGUGACUUAAUUUCACUGCCUCUGAUCCUGAGCCAUGAGGCAGGGCAUGAGUGGCUUCCUCUAGCCCCUGCGUUCUGACCACAGUUAACUGCAUCCCGAGGUGCCAGGGCUCCCCCUCUUACUGCCAGAUCUCUGGGGACAGAUACUUGAAGACUUAUGGGGAACCACAGGCUGAGGUGAGAGUCCUCACCUCAGAAUUGUCUACAUGCCUGUAGACAGGCAGGGAGGCUGAGUGACAGCAUCUGUGAAAAGUGAAUCCCACCCCCCUUUCUGUGUGGGGUCACUGUGGGCCAUCGGCUGUGUGGAACACCAUCCCAAUCCAUAUAAUCAGCACAUAACCCAGACCUGUUAGCAUCCUGAGCCCAGUGUGAGCAGAGUGAGGAGCAGCAUGUACCACUAGAGGGCGGUAGUGGUAGCUUUGUUUAGGCUGUGUGCAGGACAGUAUAAAGCAUGAGCUGCGGCCCAGAGAAACAGCUCAGCAGCAGGUAAUGGGAGUCUACUACUGAGCGUGACAAACUUGAGAAAGUUGUCAUGGUAUGAGGUUUUACACACGUGCACAUGUGCGCACCCCCCCACACACACACAUUAAAAACAAAUGCAUACAACCCAGAAUAUUAAAAACAUGCCUGGUGGGUGGUUAAAUCCCAGCACUCGGGAGGCAGAGGCAGGUCAAUCUCCCAAUUCAAGGCCAGCCUGGUCUAUAGAUUGAGAUCCAGGACAGCUAGGGCUGUUACAUAGAGAAAUCCUAUCUACAAAAACAAAACAAAAAGCUCUGGGACACUUGAGAAGUUCCUGAGAAUAUGGCCUGAGGCAAAGAAGAUGAAAAACCCAAGGUGUUUUCUCCUGUUUCUGGAAGGAUUCUUGGCAGAAGGAAGGCCUGGAGUAUCAGUGCCUGUGUGUCUUGGAAUAGGUCAUGCUGGCAGAGACUAAUAAGGUGAGGAAGGGGCUUGGCCUAAGUAGCUAAGACAGGUCACAGAGCCUGCUUCCUCCCCCAGUCUGACUGACUUUAGGGAAGGGUAGAGGAGGAGUCUCUGGAAGAUCUCUCAAAGCAGACUAGAGAGGGGGGCUGGGCUUUCUCAUUGGUCGGAGGCUGUUCCACAGUGGGUGACAUACUUCCAGCUGAUGGAGGGAAGGCCCUGAGGCAAACAAGCAUGGAGGGGCCCAGUGCUGACCACCUGCCUUACAAAAUAGCUCCAUGAAGAGGAACAUGGGGCCAGAAUAGGUGGGUGGAGAGGAGACCUGCCCUAGAGGCAGUAGUGCACUAGAGAAGGUCUAAGUGGAGGGCAGCCCCCAGGAAGCCUGACCUGGAACACUGGCCUGCCUGUGGUUAGGACACAGGCGUUGCUGGAGCGCUGGGUGUCAGCAGAAGAGCAGGUUGGGAGUCACCGUGGGGACUGGCUUCCAUUGAGAGUGUUAGAGCAUGUGUCGGAAUCUGAAUCCGCUGCACGAGAGCUCAAGAGAGCAUGCGUUGCCAUCAGAAUCUCAAUUUGACACACCUUAGAAGGAUAGUUUGUAUUUGCAGACUGUGGGAAUGUGACAAGCUGUCAACUCCCGGACACACUCCGAAGGUGGGCCAGCAGAAUCUGCGGAUGCACUGAAGAGGGAGAAGCCAGGAAUCACUAGCAGCAGGGUUGGGGCUGGACCCUGUAGUAGACACGGACUGGAGGGCAAAGAGGAGGCCAGGAAGGCUGUGCUUGUGGAAUGACAGUCUUCAACCAGGUGUCAUUCACCGGCACCGGCCUUUGUGCCACAAGUUCCGAUGGUGAUUUGGAAACAGGCUGGUCCCCAGGUUUUAGUCUAGAGUCUGUCAUUUCAGGGAGGUCUCUUUUUGGUUGUCUGCAGAGCUGAAACUGCUUGUCCAGUUUGUAAAUCUAUUGCUUGUUUGUACUAAGUUGAGUCUUCCUGAGAAACUGCCCCAGAGGCACUCAGUGUUCUUGCCUGCCAAACUGCUGGUCUGCCCCUACUCAGAGCUGACCUCAGUCUCCAGAAUAACGCUGCAGGUCCAGCCCUCUCUUCAACCAGACAUCCUUGUUUUAAAUCUCAAAAGUGGGCCAGUGAGAUGGCCUGCCAGGGCAGGGCUUUGCCACUAAAAUAUGAGUUUGAUCCCUGGGCCCCAAGGGGAGAACCAUCCAUGUUUGUGUGGUGGCACAUGCCCCCACAAAUAAAUGUAAUUAAAUCCUAAAGGUACCCUGAGAUUUCUGUAUAACAAUUGUUUUUAAAAUCUCACUGUGCCUCAGUUUCUUGAUCUGAAAAGUGGGAAUAAGAUGGGCUAUUGAGAUAGCUCAGUGGGUAAGGGUACAUAUAUACUGCCAAGUCUGAUAUCAGACUUGGGUUUGAUUCCUAGGUCAUGUAUAAGAAGAGAAGCUUCUGAAAGCUAUCUUCUCGCCUCCAUAUGAACACCAUGACAGGGCACACACACACACACACACACACACACACACACACGAUAAAAAUGUAAAUUAAAGUGAGGAUAAGAAUCGUGCAACUCAGGGACUAGUGCAGGUUGAGAAUAGUGCAACCUCAAUGGUCAAUAAAUGUUAAAGCUUAUUGUA
Arvicanthis niloticus (Nile rat) is the source of this 3934-nucleotide messenger RNA. It is a transcript of the gene Agtrap, whose product is annotated as angiotensin II receptor associated protein. The record is from RefSeq and is a predicted model, not a curated record. Gene Ontology annotation, cellular component: plasma membrane. Gene Ontology annotation, biological process: angiotensin-activated signaling pathway; regulation of blood pressure. NCBI's taxonomy places the organism in Eukaryota, Metazoa, Chordata, Mammalia, Rodentia, Muridae.